AUGUGACGUCAGUUAAUUCCACAGCUCCACAGUCUGGAUCGCUUUCGAUUCAACAACAGAGGAAAAGCAGAGGGGGAAGAAAUGGCGAUGCUAGGAAGCUUCAGCUCUGCACAGCAAAAGAAAAAUGUUUCUGCUGGAGACAGGGAUGUGACAGAGUUUGUUUGCCCAGUUUGCCUCGAAAUAUUUGACAGCCCUGUCACAACGCAGUGUGGCCAUACGUUCUGUCAGAGUUGCCUGCAGGAGUGCUUGCGGCCUCAGAAGCCUGUGUGUGCUGUGUGCCGGGCCGGCCUGGGCCACUGGGCUAAAGCUACGGACCUCGAGGCCCUCAUCCACUCCUCAGUGGCCGCAUGCAAAGGCUGUGGAGCCCAGGUGGCUCUGUCUCAGAUGAGAGGCCACACCGGAGCCUGUCCUAAAUACCAAGAGUACAUCGAAGAGGGUGUGAGGACGACUGCUCAGAGCCAGCCUGCCAUCCUCAGUCCCGUGCCCAACCGCUACACCUUCUCCUGCCCAUUUUGCAACUGCCAGAACCUCGACCAGGACGGCCUGGUCGAGCACUGCACUUCCCAGCAUGCCCGGGACACACGUCAUGUGGUGUGUCCCAUCUGUGCCUCCAUGCCAUGGGGAGACCCCAACUACAGGAGCGCAGACUUCUUCCAGCACCUCAAGAUCAGACACACCUUCUCCUACGACACGUUCGUGGAUUACUCCACAGAUGAGCACACAAUGAUCCAGGAGGCACUGCAGCGCUCCCUCAUGGAGAACUGAAGCCGUGUCCGUUCAGGAGGCGGCGGGGGGGGUCCUGUUCUCAAUGCACACAGGUCUGUGGAACAGGGAGGGGGGAGGGUUACUAUGGGCAAUCAGCUUCACAGGCAACGGGGGGGGGACAUCCAGACAAUCCUAACCUGAAAUCUAUUGGCCGAAACGAUAGUCGAUAUCACGCCGAUGUAAAUCUUGUGAAUCUAGUAAACUCCCAGAGACCUGGCCCGACAGCCCCAACAGCUGAAUUGUUUGUGUGCUUCCUGGUGUCGAAGGAAAUGUAAAACACUUCUCUGAUCUCCUUUCAAAGAAGCUCCCCACCCCCGUUAUACUAGAUUGUUCUUAAUCUGCUAAAUCAUGUUCCUUUUGAGGGGUUUUUCUCCCCCCCCCUCCCCAUUUAGUUCUCCCUCCCAGUGUCACCCACAUGAAAAGUUACCUUCUGUUUGUAACGUAGUCGAUGCUGUAGUGAGGGGUUUCAACCACUAGGUGGCUACUUUUGAACACACUGUAAACUACCCAGUAGAAAAACAAUGGGCUUUCAAGCAAGCAGCAAUAUACUCAAUUACUCUCAAUACUGAAGUGCUACUGUCAUUAUAUGUGGCCUCUUAUAUGAAGAGCCAAUGUGGAUGUUUUGUGAUUAAAUGUAGUCCUCUGGGUCUGAAGAAGCAGUCAUUCAGGGUUGGCACAGUUCUUAGACCUGCCACUAAGAUCAAUGGAUGUGCUGGAGGAUUCGUAUGUGAGCGUAGAAAGUGUGCCUGUAUUCCAUUGUAAAAGCUCAUUUUGUAAUAAUGAUUUUCCCCUCAGUAAGUUUCACGAUUUUUUUUUUUGUUUCGUUUUUUUCCUUGGUGGACUGUGUGAGUAAGAAUCUUCCGAAGCCCCUGAACAUCUGAUUAGCUGCGAUACAAGUGCUAAAGGGGUUAGUAGAAGGCGUGUGGAAUAGCUGUACAAGGUGCCACGGUUCAGCCAGAGGAGGGCAGCAGAGGUCCAUUGUUCCCGUUCGUCAUCCACUGCCGCUGGCCUUCCCAGCAUCCAGUCUGUGUAGCAGGACAGCCUUGUCGACAGACUCCUCUGUGAAUGAGUGUGUGCUCAUCCUGACUGCAUCUCUCCAGGACAAGGCACAGCAGAGUUCACCUCAUAACACUUUGGGAGGGGUUAUCGCCGUUUCCUUUUUUGUUUGUGUUUUAAUUUAUUACAAUUUGUUACGUUUGCUUCUUUUUCUCAUUGUAAAUCUUUAGAUGUCAUUUUUUUGGGGGGGGGACAGUUGAUAUUAACUGGAUGUGAAGGAUGUUGCGAUUUUGGACAUCCUGCCCAGAGUUCAGAUAAAGUAAACCAACUGUGGUUAUCGUGAGACCUUUGUUAUUUAACAGAGGCGGUCUUGUUUCCUUUUGUUUGGCACUUUGCAGUUUUGGUUCCGAACUUCAUCUGACUGGAUCAGCUUCCUUCUUUCCCUGUCUGAAGGGAAUAAUACCCUAGCAUCUGUGGCGGUCUGUGCAAUUUAUGGUGUCGGUGGUGAUGCAUUAAAGCCAUUAAAACAAAUGUUAACAAAUGAAAUGACAGUUUAAUUUCCUUUUGGACUUGAUCUUGUACAAUAAAAUGAAUAUGACAAUUGACCAAACCUCAAAUGUCAUCCAGAAUUGGUUAUCGGGGCUGUUUUCGUUGUGAUACAGGAAGGGAGACAUUCUGUGAAGGUACAUGUUUGGUGUUCUAAUCAACCUCUUGUCAGGCAAUUGAGUGUUCCGUCAUUCAGUUUCUCUUCUAUCUUAACACUCUGCCUGUGAUGACUGGGCACUCUGGUCGUCUGCUCCCCUCGACAUCCUCCAUACUACUGUCAUCUUGUUUUCUCCAAUAAAAAAAAUAUUCACGUGUGAUCAAUUCA
Messenger RNA from Osmerus eperlanus (European smelt), 2632 nucleotides. It is a transcript of the gene rnf114, whose product is annotated as ring finger protein 114. The transcript is spliced from 6 exons. The record is from RefSeq and is a predicted model, not a curated record. The coding region runs from base 82 to 765 and encodes 227 amino acids. NCBI's taxonomy places the organism in Eukaryota, Metazoa, Chordata, Actinopteri, Osmeriformes, Osmeridae. Gene Ontology annotation, biological process: ubiquitin-dependent protein catabolic process; protein polyubiquitination. Gene Ontology annotation, molecular function: ubiquitin protein ligase activity.